Molecule: messenger RNA, 2497 nt
Organism: Protopterus annectens (West African lungfish)
Lineage: Eukaryota; Metazoa; Chordata; Ceratodontiformes; Protopteridae
Product: zinc finger matrin-type protein 1-like
Exons: 7
Coding region: 121-1911 (596 amino acids)
Molecular function (GO): zinc ion binding; nucleic acid binding
Source: RefSeq, a predicted model, not a curated record
ACUAGAGGGCGCUAAGGAAUAGUGACGUCACUCUCUUUCCGGGUUGGUUUUGACAACUGAGAAACGGAAACAAGUAAAAAGCUCAAUGAUUUUUGGAACGCUAGGAGUUGCAGUAUAAUCAUGGAGUCGAAUACUUCUGUUAUUCCGCAACUAGUGGAGAGUUUUAAGCAGAAAAACUCUGCCUUUUUAAAUAGUUCUUUGGCAGGGGGUGAAUGUAGUAAUAAAUUACACACCAAUAACAACCAGAAAGAUAUCGCAGUAGAUGAUCAGACGUGGAGUUCUCUCUUUACAGAUGCAUUCUGUCAUGUUUGUGGUGCUGACUUGCAGUUUGAAUCCCAGAGAGUUUCACAUUAUGAGGGGAAAAAACAUGCUCAGAAGGUACGUCUUUACUUUCAGUUGCAUAGAGAGCUGAACGAUGAUGUCCAAGUGAGCACAAAACCUGAACAAAUUAAUUUUCAGGAUGAUCGGAGUGGAAAAGUUGAUAAAAAUAAGUUCUGCAGUCUUUGCAAUAUGGUGUUCAGUUCAGCAGUUGUCGCUCAGUCUCAUUAUGCUGGAAAAAUUCAUGCAAAAAACAUUAGAAAAAUGGGGGAAUUGGUGCAGAAGACUCCAGAAAACUUUCCUCUGUUAAAUGUUUUGGCAGAGUUCACAAGCAGCAACACUGCUGAUGCUAGCUCAGCAGAUGUGAUAUUGUCAGCAGCUAAUGAGGAGGAUGAUUCCCUGAUUGUUAAACCUGUAUCUGUCACACAGCACCCCAAGAAUGGUAUCAGUCAAGAAGCCGAUAGUGAGGCACCAUUGUCAUCCAACACCAAUACUCAGGAUUUGGAUGACCCCAAUAAAUACUGCAAACUUUGUUCUGCUCCUUUUACCCAUCCAUUAAUGGCUCAGCAGCAUUACACUGGAAAAAAGCACAAACGAAAUGAAGCUCGGAAAAAGAUGCUUGAGGAACUAGGGGAGGAUGCUUUUCUUUCAGACAGCAAUUCUACUAUUGGAGUUGGUAGCUAUAUUUGCCCAGUCUGCAGUGUUACUCUGACAUCAAUAGAGAUGUAUCAGUCCCACAUGCAGGGAAAUAAACAUCAUCUUAAAGAGUCAAUAGUUGUUAAUUUAAUGAAGAAUUCAAAGAAGAAGUAUGAUUCUUUCCAGGACGAAUUAGCAGAUUACAUUAAAGUACAGAAGGCAAGAGGAUUGGAGCCAAAAGUGUCUUUCAGGACAGCUGAAGAACAUGGUGGUUAUAACAGUGAUGAAGAGGAUGAAAUUUCAAGUAUUUCUGGAGAAGUUGGACAAAGUAGCAGGAGCGCACAGAUGGAGCAUUUGUGCACUCAUUCAGAAGGUCCUAUGUUGUAUACUGCAAUUAAAAGUCAAGUGUAUAGAGGAUCUUUGCAUAAUAAUCAUGUGGAGAUGGAAUAUAAGCAAAACCAUCAUCUUAAAGUAGACUGCAGUCAAGAUAAAACAAUUCCUUUGCCAAACUCUUCUUUAGGAGAUGGCCAAGAUUCAUCAGAGACAGACUCUUCUGAGCACCAAGAACAUGUAACCUCUGACAACAGCAGUGGUUCUUGUAAAAGAGAAGGUAGACUUAGUCGGAGAAACAGAAAGGAGAAAUGGAGGAAGGACUGGUAUUUGAAAGGAGAUGCUGAAGACUCAAAACACAAAAAGAAGAGGUACAGUGAUUCAGAUUCAGAAAAAGAAGAGAAACAUAGACAUAAAAGACUAAAGAGGUGUAAGCAGGCUACAGAAUCUAGUGAGGAGGACAGAGUGAAACACAAGAAACAAGGGAAGAACAAGCACAAGGUACCAGCUGAUAAAGUUAGAACAACAAAACGCACAAAGCACAGAAGAGAGAAGAAAAAGAAAGAAGAACACGAAAGAACUGAGGAAGAAAUAUUAUGGGAUGAAUCUAUUUUGGGUGUGUGUUAGCACAUGUAAAAAGUUUACCAAGAACAAAAAAUAUUUUAACAAAUUAUUAUAAUUAAAAUGAAAAACAUCUUAUUUGCUGCUUUUCACAGUGUCACAUAUACGUUAGAGUCACUAAAAGUUUAUCAGAAUUUGAAUUUGUAUAACAUGGUAAAGAUUGGAAUCCCAUGUAAACUUCAUGGCUUUGAGAAACAGGGCAGUAUAUACAGUGCUAGCUUACGUUCUUGUUAAUUAUGUAAAUUUUGGGGUGGAUAUUUAGCCAUUGUAAGAGCUGAACUUCUAACUAACCAGUGCCAUUUGUUGUGUAGCCUUUCCUCAUUUUUAGUAGUCUUUCUUCCAUUUCUGUAAGCUAAUUUUUGUCUUGCACUUUUGCUUUAUUCUGUUGGCUGUCAUCCACAGUUUUUGUCUUCCCACAGUGCUACCAUUAUUCAUUGAGCUGUAUGUUGUUUCACCAGUAUUUCAUUCACUGUUUAGCUUGUUUUCUAACAGUUGAAUGUAAAAUGUAUUUGCCAAUUUUUCAGACUUGGUUUGUAAAGCAGGUUAGAAUAUAGGGACAGGUAAUCUUGAAAAUUAAACAUUUCCAUUUAUA